GGCGGGCACAUUUAAAGAAAGGCAGAGGGCGAAAGAAGGCUAGAGAGGAGAAGAAAGAGAAACCAGGGGGGCGAAGCGCCGUCCAAUGACAAAGCCCAGGGGUGGGCGCCGGCCGCCAUCUUGAACCGGGCGGCAGGAUAUACACCCGCGUCCUCCGCCCUCGGAGGGGGAGGGGCGGCGGAGGCGAGAAAAGUAGCGAGAGACGCACCGGGCUGGAGACGCCAGCAGCGGCCACCACAGCCGAGCCAAGCCAGACUCGGGCGGGCUCGGCGGCGACAGCGAGACCAGGCGAGCGCGGGCGGCCUCGAGUGGCCUCCGAUGCGGCGCAGCGUGAAGAGGCGCCGGCGCCGGCCCCCGGCCGCGGCCGCCCGGGGCGGCGGCUUUAGAGCGGGAGGAGGGGCCGGGCUGGAGGCGCGGGAGGAGAAGGUGGUGUACUCCCGGUCGCAACUGUCGCUGGCCGACAGCACCAAGGCGCUGGGCGAUGCCUUCAAGCUGUUCAUGCCCCGCAGCACGGAGUUCAUGAGCUCGGAUGCGGAGCUCUGGAGCUUCCUCUGCAGCCUCAAGCACCAGUUCUCCCCGCACAUCCUGCGCAGCAAGGACGUCUACGGCUACGCCUCCUGCCGAGCCCUGGUGCCUGACCCCCCGGAGCCCCCUACCGCCCGCGGCCUGACGCGCCGGCCGGCCCCGCGCGCGGCCGCCAGGAGGAGGCGCCGCGGAGCCCGGGCCACCGCCGCGGGCAGGAGGCGGCCCCGGCUGCCCCCGCCGCCUCCACCUUCACAGCCACCGCUGCUGCCGCCGCCGGCGGCCCCCGAGGAGUCCUGCCUGGAGAAGCUCUCGGCGCCCGAGCCCUGCUUCGGGGGCCGCACCCUGGAGGAGAUCUGGAGGGCAGCCACCCCGACGCUGACCACCUUCCCCACCAUCCGUGGUGAAAGCAAAGGACAACAGCUAUAG
Molecule: messenger RNA, 951 nt
Organism: Urocitellus parryii (Arctic ground squirrel)
Lineage: Eukaryota; Metazoa; Chordata; Mammalia; Rodentia; Sciuridae
Gene: Ccdc71l
Product: coiled-coil domain containing 71 like
Source: RefSeq, a predicted model, not a curated record